ACACAGACACACACCUCGCAAUACUCCCCCACGCAUGGACGAACUCAAACGCUCCUAUCUCAUGCCAUCCACCGGUAUGUCUUAGACCCGGCCAACCUGCCCCCACUCCUCCGCGCCGUGCGGGGCGCCCUCUUUCCUAACAACAUGCCCGCUGGCAAGCCGACGUUGGUGGCUCCCACUUCCGACGCCGAGCUUCGCGCCCUCAGGCGAAGGUGCGCUAGCGCGCUUUGGGCGCUUGUUCCGAAAGGGUUGGGAAGGCUGUACUUUGGCGGCGGCCUGCUCCGAGCUAGUCCCGUUUCGAGAGCGAGGCAUGACGGAAUUGAAGGAUCUGCAGAGCUGAAGACGGCGGGCAAGAGCGAGCGCCACAGCGACAGGGGCCGGGGCCCGCCGUCAAAGGAAAAAGCAAGCGAAGUCGAAAUGGUGCCGCCUCUGUCGCCAGCACGAGGACAGGAACGGUUAAGAUCAGGAUCCCGGUCCCGGCGGUCCGCUCCCGUUCCGAGGCCGAAGACCGGCGGUCAGGGUCUUGCUGCCAACGUUAGCGUUAGCGCUGAUCCACCGAUAACACCAGCAACGGUGGUUCCGUCGUCGUCGUCAGAAACCGCUAGUGCGGGUGAGGAAGUUGAUGGCGGUAUGGCGUCGACGCGGCUGACCCAGCAAGACGAGAACGGAUGGCAUCCGGAUUGGGAUCGAGAGGCUAACCCUGACGACGACGACGACGACGACGAAGGAAUCCUCGAGGAGAUUGAGCGGGGCAUCUUGGACGUGUUUUCGAAUUCUUACUGUAACAAGCAUCUUGUGUAUGGCAUGUUGGAGCUCGUUCUCGUCAGGUUACUGCCUGAGCUGACCGAGAAGGGUGUGCUCGAGCUUUGGACGGAGAGGAUACCCAUAGAUGGGUGAGGUGAUAUUCGUCGUACAUGGAGAUUUCCCGUAGAAAUGCAUCAUAUCAGACCUCAAAAGGGGGACCGAGUUGUCUUUUCAAAAUGCAGAAGGCCGCCUAGAUUCAUUACUGAUUUGCCAGAGUAC
This is a messenger RNA of Parathielavia appendiculata, 1023 nucleotides long. RefSeq lists its product as uncharacterized. Bases 145 to 897 code for a protein of 250 amino acids. The record is from RefSeq and is a predicted model, not a curated record. Lineage: Eukaryota; Fungi; Ascomycota; Sordariomycetes; Sordariales; Chaetomiaceae. The transcript is spliced from 2 exons.